AUGGCUCUCAUGAAGGUAAAGUUUGACCUGAAGAAACGGGUGAAGCUGGCCCAGAUGCUGUGGCUGAUGUACUGGUUUUCCGUGAUGGCCGGAGUGCUGGUCUUCAGCAUGGGCAUGUUCUUCAAGAUCGAACUGAGGAAGAGGAGCGAACUGAUGGACAAUAACGAGAGCCAUUUCAUGCCCAACCUGCUCAUCGGCGUCGGGCUGCUAACCUGCGGGAUCAAUGCCUUCGGCGGGAAGAUCUGUUACGACUCCUUAGACACCUCCAAGUUCGCCAAGUGGAAGUCGAUGCUGAAGCCCUUCCUCAUCUGUUGCUUGAUCUUCAACGUGCUCCUCUUCGUGACGGGGUUGCUGUGCUUCGCCAUGCGGAUCCCCUUGCAGUUCACCCUGGCAGAGGGUCUGAAAAACGGCAUGAAGUACUACAAAGACACAGACACGCCCGGCCGCUGUUACAUGAAGAGGACGUUGGACCUCAUGCAGAUGGAGUUCCGUUGCUGUGGGAACAACGACUACAAGGAUUGGUUUGAGAUCCAGUGGAUAAGCAACCGGUACCUGGACUUCAGCUCUAAGGAGGUCAAAGAUCGGAUCAGCAGUAACGUGGAUGGCAGAUACCUGCUGGAUGGGGUUCCUUUCAGCUGCUGCAACCCCAGCUCCCCUCGGCCUUGCAUCCAGCACCAGAUGACCAAUAACUCAGCCCACUACAGCUACGACCACUACACCGAGGAGCUGAACAUCUGGAAGCGGGGUUGCCGUGACGCCCUGGUGUCUUACUAUGGAGGACUCAUGGGGACCAUCGGAAUAUUGGUGCUGCUGGUUACUGUACUUGAGGUGUUGGUGAUGGUGGGUCUACAGUAUGUGAACACUGCCUUCUCCUCAUUGGCCAACCCAGAGGAUCCGGAGAGUGAGAGUGAAGGAUGGAUCCUGGAAAAAACUGUCAAGGAGACUUUCACUGACAUCAUGGCGAAGAUGAGGGCCAUGGGCAAAACCAAUCAGGUGGAAGAAGGGGCGGAGGAACAGGGUGCUGCUUCGGCAAGCUGA
Molecule: messenger RNA, 1038 nt
Organism: Chanos chanos (milkfish)
Lineage: Eukaryota; Metazoa; Chordata; Actinopteri; Gonorynchiformes; Chanidae
Gene: prph2a
Product: peripherin 2a (retinal degeneration, slow)
Exons: 3
Coding region: 1-1038 (345 amino acids)
Biological process (GO): visual perception
Cellular component (GO): plasma membrane
Source: RefSeq, a predicted model, not a curated record